AUGGUAAGUUUGGUUGGGGAGAAAAGGAGUAAGAAGAAGCCCAGGUCGGCUCAUCCCGAUGUGGACUUGAAUAAAGAAUUUUCAAAAUGUAAAGAAAGAGGUGACACAAGAUUGGACUUGAGUAAACAGUCGAUUCCGUCUCUCCCAAGCUCUCUCAGAGAGUUGACUCAGUUGAGAGAGUUGUCUCUCUAUGGCAACCGUUUAUGUAGCCUACCUCCCGAGAUUGGACAUCUGUGUAAUCUUGAGCAAUUAGCGCUGAAUGAAAACUCACUCACCACCCUACCUACAGAACUCAGUCAUCUUCAUAAAAUGAGAGUGCUGGAUCUCAGACAUAACAAACUAAAAGAAAUCCCAGAGGUUGUUUACUCGUUGGUGUCGCUCACAACCUUGUUUCUAAGGUUUAACCGUAUUACUCACGUUGGAGAACCUCUUCAAAACCUCACGGUAAGAACAUUUCUGAAACACUGCCAUGCUUUGUUUUAUCAUUGUGACACAGCGGGUCGAUUUUUCAUAAAGAGUUAAGACUAGUCUUAUCUC
This is a messenger RNA of Asterias rubens (European starfish), 537 nucleotides long. RefSeq names its product leucine-rich repeat protein soc-2 homolog. Lineage: Eukaryota; Metazoa; Echinodermata; Asteroidea; Forcipulatida; Asteriidae. Bases 1 to 522 code for a protein of 173 amino acids. The record is from RefSeq and is a predicted model, not a curated record. The transcript is spliced from 6 exons. Gene Ontology annotation, molecular function: protein binding.